Pelagomonas calceolata is the source of this 3696-nucleotide messenger RNA. Lineage: Eukaryota; Pelagophyceae; Pelagomonadales; Pelagomonadaceae. The record is from the annotation of a GenBank genome assembly.
CGCGCAAUUAGCCGCCGCUGGACUGUACUCACUGCACAGAGCUCAAUUAUCGCGUACAAUUACUCGAAUUACAAGAGCUGCAACGAAAACCGGCACGAUUUUGCAGCUGUGUGAGCUAUGAGAGCAAGAGCAGCAGCAGCAGCGCUCCUCUGCGCAACGCAGGCGGCCCAGGCCUUCCACCACACUCCCAGAAAACGCAUCACGGCACCAAGGGCCGCACCGCAAGGCUGGGAAGACCUCUCGAACGGCAAGGGCGCGUGCUGCGUUCGACGGCUUACGCCACCUCGAGGAGGCCCGAAGCCGCCGCCGGGCGCCGAGUGCAGCGUGCGCUGGACGGCCUGGCUCGCCGAGAAGCAGGGCAACUGGUGGUGCCGCGGCGAGAGGAUAGGGGCGCUGCAGCCGAACAGCACGUUAGAAUUCACGCUCGGCGGCGGGUCCGGCGAAGCGACGCGGGCCUGGGACGCCUGCGUGGCGACGAUGGCUCCCCAGGAUCGGGUGGAGAUCCUGGCGGGGCCGGACUGGGCCUUCGGCGACGGCGCGGAGCCGCACGUUCCCGCGCAAGCGCACGUCGUGUUCGAGCUCGAGCUGUUAAAUGUAAGGGACUGGGCGGCGGGCGUCGAGGUGUUCGGCGCGGAUCGGGUCGACGACGACGACGACGAUGUACUAAGGAGGGAGCUCGAGCUUGCCGCCGAAAGGAGAGAAAGGGGCGACGCGCGCGAGGAGACGGUCGAGGAGAAGGCGCUGCUCGACGACAUGGAAGAAGACCUGUUGGACGACGUCGUGCCGGACGACAAGGAGCCCGAACGACAGACGUACUGGCCGACCGGCGGCAGUAUUGAUGGGGAGACUCCAGAAAGGUGGCUAUGGCGCGAGACGCCCGAGCGCAUGGAGGUUGAUGUGAAGUUGCCGCGGGCGGCGCCGUCGGCGAAAGCCAUGAAAGUCGAGUUCGGUUCACAAAAACUAUCGGUGUCGCUGGAGGGUGCCGCGGUCGUCGCGAGGACCCUGGAGGGCCCCGUCGUCGCGAGCGAGUGCACCUGGGCCCUCUCCGAAGACAGGACGUGCCUCGAGGUGAUCCUCGCGAAGCGCAUCGAUGAUCAGGAGGCGGUCUGGGCGCGGCCGUUCCGGCCCGACGAGUGAUGCGUCGCCUCGUCGAUGUCGUAUGCUGUUAUUAAGUUGUGUGUGUUUGCGAUAUAUCCCGGAACGCCGCGCGCGUCGCAGCGAGCGGGUAUUCGCCUGUGUGAUGACCCAGGCGGCUGCAGUGCCAGCAAGCGUCGCCAUAUAUCAAACAAAACGCAGCACAUGGUCCCAUAGUUGUGCGCGAUCACCGCUGCGACAGCUGCGGCACGAAGCAAGCGAUUUCGCAGUGCUAGAGAGAGCAGCAGCUUGGAGAGCAUGGCCAGCAUGACCCUGCCAGAGGACCUCUACGAGCACCUGAUCCACAGCUACUGCCCAUAUGCUGUCCAGCGCCUCGACGGCGCCAUUCAGUACGCGCGGCCCGACGACGAGGACUGGUCAUCCCACGAUGAGCGCCAGCAGACGGCGCGCGAGCUGCGGUCCCUCGCCGGCGCGAUAGGCUGCGUGCCACUCCGACUCGUGUGCAAGCGAUGGCGCGCGAUCAUCGACAAGCACAUGGCCGCGACGCACCAGAGCCUGUUCGGCGUGCGGCCCUGCGCCGUGGCGGCGACGCCUCAGCUCACACCAGUCGACGCCGCCGACGCGGAGGCUCGAUUUGUUGGACAACCUCCGUCCGACGCGCCCGAUAGCGUCACGGGGCCCUGGAACGCGGCGGAGCUCGACGACGGCACCGGCACGCUGGUGUACUCGCACGCGCACCGGGCCGCGGCUAGGCGCCUCCACGCGUGCUUGGCGUGGCGCUCGGCCGCGUUGCAGCGGGACUACCCCGACUACACUGAAUAUGAUAUGUAUUUCCGAGGUUCGCUCGCCUGGACGGGCUUCCUCGCGGCCGCCUCGCACCUGCCCUGGCGCCUCGACGCGCACCACAUCUAUAUAGACCGCACGAUGGCGUCGCCGGACGAAUUUGCUGACGAGGAGUGGCCGGAGCGCUACUACUUCGACGGAGCUGGACACUGGGGCGAGGAAAUGGACGCGCUUUUGAACUUCGCCCGGGACCUGCUCCCCGACUCGCCGCUCUGCCACGGCCUGCACGUUAUCCAACACCUGCCGGAGACCGAGGCGCUGCCCGCCGGCGAGCGCAGCCGCUACGAUCUCAUGGGCCGGCCCACGAAAUACGUUCAUAGGGAGGGAGAGCCGCGCGGCGGGGCCCUUCUCGUCGACGAGCAAGCAGGUGAGUCGUUGUGCGGGCGGCCUCCGGGCGAGGUGCUCGAGGGCGCGUGCCUCUUUUCGUUCCGGGCGGACGGCGCCGAUAGCUGCACGCCGGACAAGUGGGACAGCCGCUACACCGAACAUGAGUAUCAGUUUGGUGAGCACCUGCGGCGGCGCGGCGGCCGCGCGUGGCGCGCCGCCGAUCUGGCGCACGGGUUUGCUCGCUGCUACAGUAACGCGGAGGUCGUGCUCGAUGAGGUACGGUUCGAGCACGAGGCGGUCUCGUACGCGCGGUGCGAGCAUUGUGAUCCCGACGGCGAUGAAGACGCUCCUCGGGCCCGGAACGCCACCGCGCACCUCAUAUUUCGAUUGUUGACUGACGAGCCUGGCGGGCGCGGCGCGUCGGAGCGGACGCGCGCGCGCGCUCCCUGGACUCCACCGGCACCGGAGUCCUGCCCGCGAGAUCCGUGGAAGGCGUACUCCUGCAUGCGCCUGGUGAUUUCGGGCACCGUUCACGGCCUCCCGUGCGCUGUCCCGGUCGAGCGCUUAGAUCGCGACAGCCCGCUGCGCGUCGAGCGGGAGGAGAGGGUCUUGUGGAAGAUGGCCGAGCUCGACGCGGCCCUCCCGGCGUGCCCACACGCGGCGGAUGACGGCGGGGAGAGCGUUACGGUCCAAGACUACGAACUCCGUCGGAACAAGUGGCUAUCCGCCUAUUCACCGGCCGAACUGCCGCGCGUUUCUUUUGCCGAGAGCGUCCUUGUGCGGGACGAGAAAGAACUCGCCGAACCGCUACAGGACAUUUAUGCGUCUCUGAAAACGCUGCAACCGGGCCUUACCUGGGGCUGCCGAGGUGAGGUCGCUUGGGCCGACGUUCGACUGGUCCACGCCGUCCUCCGAGAGUCGAAUCUUUUGGUCGCUGCGAAACUAGCUGACAAGCAAGAGCUAGUGCCUCCGCGCCAGGCGUUGCGCGCGUCGCUGCGGGCCAUGGGCUUCGGAGAAUGGGACGACGAGAGAUUGACCGCCGCGAUUAAAGCGACGAACCAUAGAUCGUGGGAGAAGAAGACGCCCGUGACAUUCCAGAACCCCUGGAAUAUUCGCUUUCUGCGCAUACCUCCUUCUUGGCCGGUUGUCGGCGUCGAGCAGGCGGCGCGACCGGUGCGCUCCUCAUUCACGUGUGAGUGCGCCCGCUGCCGAUUCGACGCCGCCUGCGGCCGGGAUCAGGAGGCACGGCGCAUCGGUGAUCUCGCCACGGGUGAGAGAUGGGGUGAUCUCGAGGACGGCGAUUACGCGGCGAAGAACCGCGCCGGCCGUGCCUGCGACGCGCUGCGCGCGCAACUACCGCUCUAUACGCACGCGGAGAACCCGCGCCACUACGGCGGCGAUGACCGCAAGAAGUUCCUAGUUGUUAAAUAA